Molecule: messenger RNA, 928 nt
Organism: Danaus plexippus (monarch butterfly)
Lineage: Eukaryota; Metazoa; Arthropoda; Insecta; Lepidoptera; Nymphalidae
Product: trypsin, alkaline B-like
Exons: 4
Coding region: 63-833 (256 amino acids)
Biological process (GO): proteolysis
Molecular function (GO): serine-type endopeptidase activity
Source: RefSeq, a predicted model, not a curated record
AUAUAAAUAGGGAAGUGACUAAACUUAUUAUUAUAAGUUAGUUUGAGCACCGAGAUCUAGCCAUGACUCGUGUACUCUUGCUUCUUACGGUUUGUCUGGCUUCAGCGUCAGCUGAAUCAGCGGCCGGAAGAAUUGCGAUUGGAUCAACAGGUUAUAUCAGCUCCUACCCGUUUGCUGCCAGCCUGUUGUAUUCUAGAAUUGGCGUUGGAGUAUUUACCCAGGCGUGUGGUGGCUCUAUUAUAACUUACAAAACAGUUCUAACAUCAGCUUAUUGCUUACACGGUGAAUCGCUAAAUGCCUGGCGUGUGAGGGUUGGUUCUUCCAGCAGCAGCAGCGGAGGUGUGGUACAUGAUUUGUCGCGAACUAUUGUGCACCCUUUUUACAAUACACGCACCUUGGACAAUGACAUAGGGUUACUCCAUGUUACUACGCCAUUUGAUGUUAACAGCAAUGUAAAACCGGGGACUAUUGCCGGUGCUAACUUCUACCUACCUGACAAUAGACUUAUUGAAGCUAUAGGAUGGGGACUAAGUAGUAAUGGCGGGCAACCUUCCAAUCAGUUACGUUACGAUAGAAUGUAUGUUAUUAACAGGUCCACAUGUCAGUCAAGAUAUUCUGAAAUUGGACGUAAGGUUACUAAUAAUAUGGUUUGCGUCGGCAAUUUGGACGUUAACGGCUAUGGACAAUGCGUUGGUGAUUUUGGCAGUCCAGUUCUAUACAACUCUGUCAUAUUUGGCGUCUUCUCGUUUAGCCAGCAAUGUGGGCUUGGCCGAUACCCCAGCGUUAAUACUUACAUACCUAACUACAUCGAUUGGAUAGUUGAAAAUAGUUAAGUUUCACUUACUAUUGAUUUACGAUAAAUGCUUCAUUGACUUCUGAUGUACGAUCCUUUUGCUGUAAUAUUAAAAAAUAUUAUAAAAAAAUUAAA